This is a messenger RNA of Lycium barbarum (goji berry), 2420 nucleotides long. Its product is annotated as magnesium/proton exchanger. NCBI's taxonomy places the organism in Eukaryota, Viridiplantae, Streptophyta, Magnoliopsida, Solanales, Solanaceae. Bases 292 to 1833 code for a protein of 513 amino acids. Gene Ontology annotation, cellular component: membrane. Gene Ontology annotation, biological process: transmembrane transport; metal ion transport. The transcript has 8 exons. The record is from RefSeq and is a predicted model, not a curated record.
UUAGAUUUGAUUAAACUUAUGUUUAUACAUCUUGUCUAUCUCGUGUUUCACAUUUACCUAUUUAUAUGGGUCUCCUAAAUUAUUGUUUUACAUAUAGCAGCCUACUAUUAGAUCCCAUGCACGUCUUCUUCUUUGUGUAAUUUUGCUUACACACCCUUUUCAUAUUUCAAGACCCCAUAUUUAUCCUCUAUGGAGCAAAAUGGAUACUGAUCAUUGAUAUGGUCUCUUGUAUCCGUUGGAAAGAAUAAUUCUUCCGGGGCUUGAACUGUGAGGGGAAAAAUAUUUAUCAAGAUGACCUCGGUGGGUAACUAUACCACUGAUGGAACAAAUGGACAUUCCAAUAUCUUUCAGCAUAAAAAAUGUGAUGCCUAUUUACUUAUCCAUCUGGAAACUUUUCUUGGCGAAGGCUUUCGAACUUUCUUAUACUUUUUAGGUCUUGCCUAUUGUUUUAUUGGAUUGUCAGCUAUAACUGCUCGGUUUUUCCGGUCCAUGGAAAAUGUAGUUAUGCAUAGUCGAACUGUGGAGACCAUAGAUCCUCUCACAAACACGAAAAUUGUCAAAAAUGAAAAGGUGUGGAAUUACACAAUUGCAGACAUCACUCUACUGGCAUUUGGGACUAGCUUUCCACAGAUCUCAUUAGCUACAAUUGAUGCAAUACGAAAUAUUGGAGAUAAAUAUGCUGGAGGUUUAGGUCCGGGAACCCUUGUUGGUUCUGCUGCUUUUGAUCUUUUUCCAAUACAUGCUGUUUGCGUGAUGGUUCCUAAAGCUGGAGAAUUGAAGAAGAUAUCAGAUAUUGGAGUCUGGCUUGUUGAGCUCUUUUGGUCUUUUUGGGCCUACAUCUGGCUUUACAUAAUUUUAGAGGUGUGGAGUCCAAAGGUUAUAACUCUGUGGGAGUCUAUCUUAACAGUGUUGCAAUUUGGGCUAUUGCUGAUACAUGCCUAUGCACAGGACAGGCGUUGGCCCUAUUUGUCCCUUCCUUUAGAAAGAGCUGAGAGGCCAGAGGAGUGGGUGCCUGCUGAGGCGGCUAAAUAUAGGCCUCUUGACAAGGUUCAUGUGACAGGUCAUUUUAAUCAAAAUUUAGCACAUGAAGAUGUCACUGAAUCGUCCACACUGCAUAGUGACAAUAUCAUUCCUGAAGAAUCUGAUAUUCUCUCAAUUUGGAAGCAUCAAUUUGUUGAUGCUCUCAUGUUGGAAAGUGCGGAAUCCAGAAAAUUGAAUAAUAUAUACCUAUGUCUUGCAAGAACUUCUUGGCGGUCACUUCUUCUUCCGUGGAAGCUUCUUUUCGCGUUUGUGCCACCAUAUCAGAUUGCCCAUGGGUGGAUUGCUUUCAUUUGCUCUUUGAUAUUCAUUAGCGGAAUAGCUUAUGUCGUGACGAAACUCACAGAUUUGAUAAGCUGUGUUACAGGAAUAAAUCCAUAUGUGAUUGCAUUCACGGCUUUGGCAAGCGGAACCUCAUGGCCUGAUCUCGUGGCCAGCAAAAUUGCUGCAGAACGACAGCUUACAGCCGACUCUGCCAUUGCUAACAUUACCUGCAGCAAUUCUGUGAACAUCUAUAUAGGCAUCGGUGUACCCUGGUUCAUCGAUACACUGUACAACUACAUUGCAUACAAGGAGCCGCUGCGAAUAAACAAUGCAGAUGGACUAAGUUUCUCUUUGCUUGUUUUCUUCUCCACUUCUGUAGCCUGCAUCGGCGUUUUGGUGUUAAGGCGACUUACUAUCGGUGCUGAGCUUGGUGGGCCUAGACUUUGGGCCUGGGUGACUUGCAUAUACUUCAUGUUGUUGUGGCUUAUAUUUGUUGUGCUAUCUUCUCUCAGAGUUUCUGGGAUCAUAUAACUAUCUCAGUCCAAAUCAGUUUUGGUUUUAGUUCGUGGUCCCUCAUACAUAUGGUUAUGUACCCAUACACACUUGAGCACUUUGGAAAAGGGUAACUUUUUAUACUCAUUGUACAGAUCGAUGGAUAUUGGACUGAGAGGGCUUAAAUGGAGCGAUAUGGACAGUGAGUAUUUGUAUGGUCGAUUCUGACUUGUUUGAAAUCAAUAGUAGUUGUUAUUGCUGUGUUGUAUUGAUUGAUGGAUAUUGGACUGAGACGGGCGUAAAUGGAGCAAUAUGGAGUGAGUAUUUAUAUGGUCGAUUCUGGCUCGCUUGAGAUCGAUAGUAGUUGUUAUUGUUGUAUUGUCUUGAUUGAUGGAUAUUACUGAGAUGGGCUUAGAUGGAGCGAGAUGGAUAACGAGAAUUUGUACGGUCGAUUCCAACAUGCUUGGGAUCGAUAGCAGUUAUUGUUGUAUUGUAAUGAUUGAUGUAAUAUAAAAGCUGUCGAGUAUUAUUUAUUUACAUUAUCUAGACGUAAACUGCUACAAAUCUCUUGGUAGGGGUUCACAAGAGUGUAAUUCAUUAGUCAUAUAUAAGGGGCUGCUUCCACA